AUGGCGGAUGAUGCCGGUGCAGCAGCAGGGCCCAGAGGCCGGGGUCCUGGGAUAGGAGGCCAAGGCAGCUUCCGUGGAGGGUUUGGCAGCACCCCUCGCCUCCUCCCCCCCCCACCCCCUAUGGUCAGGCUGGACCAGGGCAGGGGCCGGGGCCAUGGCCUUGGCCGCGGAGGAGGCAAGGACAAGGACAAGGAGUGGAUCCUGGUCACCAAGCUGGGUCGCCUGGUCAAAGACACGAAGAUCAAAGCCCUAGAGGAGAUCCCUCUCUUCUCCUUGCCCAUCAAGGAGUCUGAGAUUAUCGAUUUCUUCCUGGGAGCAUCUCUCAAGGAUGAGGUUCUGAAGACCAUUCCGGUGCAGAAGCAGACUCACGCUGGCCAGCGGACCAGGUUCAAGGCAUUUGUCGCCAUCGGGGACUACAAUGGCCAUGUUGGUUUGGGCGUGAAGUGCUCCAAGGAGGUGGCCACUGCCAUCCGAGGGGCCGUCAUCCUGGCCAAACUCUCCAUUGUCCCAGUGCGAAGAGGCUACUGGGAGAACAAGAUCAGGGAGCCCCACACUGUCCCUUGCAAGGUGACUGGCCACUGUGGCUCUGUGCUGGAGCACCUCAUUCCUGCCCCCAGAGGCACUGGCAUUGUCUCCACUCCUGUGCCCAAGAAGCUGCUGAUGAUGGCUGGCAUCGAUGACUGCUACACCUCAGCUCAGGGAUGCACUGCCACCCUGGGCAACUUUGCCAAGGCCACCUUUGAUGCCAUCUCCAAGACCUACAGCUAUCUGACCCCUGACCUCUGGAAAGAGGCCGUGUUCACCAAGUCUCCUUUUCAGGAAUUCACUGACCAUCUCGUCAAGACCCACACCAGAAUCUCUGUGCAAAGGACCCAGGCUCCUGCCGUGGCCACAACAUAG
Tupaia belangeri chinensis (Chinese tree shrew) is the source of this 900-nucleotide messenger RNA. RefSeq names its product 40S ribosomal protein S2-like. Gene Ontology annotation, cellular component: ribosome; cytosolic small ribosomal subunit. Gene Ontology annotation, biological process: translation. Lineage: Eukaryota; Metazoa; Chordata; Mammalia; Scandentia; Tupaiidae. The record is from RefSeq and is a predicted model, not a curated record. Gene Ontology annotation, molecular function: structural constituent of ribosome; RNA binding.